AUGGAUAACAGAUUCUCGUUUUCUCGAAUGUCCUUUGGAAAAGGAAAGCUCAAGAAAGUCAGCGAUAUUGCAGGAAUUGCAUCUCCUGUUGCAGACAGUAAGAAAGACAAAGAAAACUCAAAGUCCGCGAAAAAACUCGAGAAACUACAGAAAGAAAAAUUGCGAUUUGGCAGUUUGGAUGCAGAGUCAAUUAAGCCAGCCAAGAGUAAUUUUUUCAGAACGCCCUCACUUCCUCGCCGUCUUAAAUUCAAAUCGUCCGCUGAUCCAGUGACGCCAAAGAAAGGCUCUUCUUCGUCAUCAUUAGAAUCAGCUUCCGAGACAAAAACUUCCACUCUUACCCAAUUAUACAACAAAAUUGAUCAAAAUAAAGCAGCUCUCGAUAAGGCAAACAAAGAAAACACAAAUUUAAAGCAACAAAUUUCCUUCCUCGAGGAAACCGUCACACGCCUUCAAGAUGAAAAGACCGAAAUUGGUUCGACCAAAGACAAACGCAUCGCUGAGCUCGAACGUGAAAUGUCAAAUCUCAACAAAGCCGAUGAACUUUUGCAAAGCAUUGCGGAAAAAUCUCUCGAUAAAAUCCGCGAAAUGGAAGAUGAGAUGCGACAAAUGAUGAAGAAUCACGAACAACAACUCGAUGGACUUACAUCGUCAAAGAAUGAAUUGGAAACGAAAUUGGAAGAGAUUAUCAUCAACUACCAAGCGAACCAAGAUGAAAACACAAAUCUCCGUUUCGAAAAUCAAUUCUUGCGACAAGAACUAAACCAAUAUCAGUCCAUGAUGCAGUUGCAAUCGAACGAAUUGAAUGCCAAAAUUGAGGAAAUCAAGUUUUUGGAAAAGAGUAUGGAGGAAAUUAUGGAAGAAAGUGGCGCGCUCAAGGAACAAAUUCAAUUGUUGAAGGUAAAGGCUGAGGAAGACAUCAAAAAGUGCAUUGAAGAUGCCAGUAGCAAUAUGCGUGAAUUGGAAACGCUGCGACGUGAACGCAGCAAUCUCAUUAUUGACUUGCAAGAAAAGCAGGAAUUGAUCAAGGCUUUGCAUGAUGAGCUUGCUGAACGUCAAGUCGAGAUCGAUGGGCAACAAUAUGACUUCCAAGAAUCGUACAGCUUUGAGAUUCACAUGAUCACGGAAAAGUACGAAGAGCGCAUCAACAAGCUGCAGGAAAUGCACGAAAUGAAGUUGAAGGAAGUUGAGUCCGUUUUCGUGUUGGAAAAGGCAAAAAUCAUGAAAGAACAUGCUGAGGAGUUGGAAAAAUUGAAGGAAGAACAAACAUCUGAGAUUGAACGUGCCAACGAAACUGCAGCAGAAAAGAUUAAAAUUGCUGAAGUCCAAGCCGAAGAACGAAUCAAAGCUCUUGAAGCAUCGAUCGAAAGCACAGUCGCUCGCGAAAAGGCUUUGUGGCAAGUUGAGAUGGAUAAAUGCCAGAAAAUUGCCGAGACUGAAAUCAUCAAGUGUGAAUUAGAAAAACGUGAUCUAAAGUCAUUGUUGGAAGCCACCAACCAACUCUUGAAGGAACGUGACGAAGCUAUUCAAGACUUGCAAUGCCAAAUUCUCUCUACUUCGGGCCCCGCGCACAAAGUCAAGGAAGAGUACGACAUGAAGUUGAAAAAUGCCUUGAAAGAAGCCGCCAAACUGAAAACUGAGAAAUACAAUUACCAACUCACCCUCAGCAAUACCCGUUCCACAGUCAAUAUUCUCAUGGAGCGUCUCAAGAAGGCCGAUAGCGACGUCGAGAUCUUGAAACAGGAAUUGGACCAACAAGCUGCCUCGAAAAUCGAACUCGAAGCUGCCAAUCUCAAGUUGCAAGAUGACGUCGAAGAAUACAAAAAGGCACUUGCUGCACUCACAAACUCGUCACGCGCAUUGGAACAACAAUUGCGCCAAAAGGAACAGGUAUACGAACAACUUAUGGCAUCGGAAGAAGAAGCCGUAACAGCUGUCACCCAAAUUGGACAACUUUUCAGUAGUCGCAUCGACGAAAACAUGUCCAAGUACUUGGAGAUGUACGAUGAAAUGAAGAAGAAAUACGAGGCACGUGAAUCGUACAUUCGCGACAUGAAAUUGCUCAUGGAGGAAUUCGCGACAGGCAUUGAAUUGGCACGCAUCGAACUCGACACGAAGGAAAAGAAGUUGUUUGAGCUCGAGCAAGAGAACAAAGACAUCAAGUUGGAAAACAUGACGUACAAGUUCAAGUGCGAGCAAUUCGAAAAGUAUCAGUCAAAGAGCUCCUCGGAUGCCACAGACUUCACCAAAGACACCCAAACCAAUACUAUUUCAUGUGAUGAUGAGAACCUAGUUUCCAAUAAAAUUAUAGAGAAUAUUAUUAACCAAUUAGACAAAGAUGCCGAGCAAACGAUCCCCAACAAGGAUGGCGAGGCCGAGAACCAAACCAACACUAACGAUGAAAAGUUAGAGAUCCUUAAUGAAAUUAUCACAAAUGAGAGCAAUAAAAUUAUCGAAGAAAAUCAACUUUUGAAGGAAAAGUUACGCACCUGUGAAGAUCGUCUUAAGAUUCUCGAAGAAUUCGCCAACGACACUUCCAGCAAAUACAAAGAGCUCCUUGAACAACAAAACAACAAGACCAAACUUAAGGACACAAAUCUCAAAGAAAUUAAUGUUCAUUUGAAGAAUAAAAUCGCCAAAUUGCAAGAAAUGAACAAAAAGCAAGAAUCCACAAUCAUGGGAUUGCAGGAGCAGAUUGAACAAUCGUUCAACUCGCCUCACAAAUUGAACAUUUCCGCCAAAUUUGGCAGUCCACGUACACCAAAGAGUCUCAUGUCUGUCUUCGCAGGCAAGGAGAACCAAUCACCCAUUCCAGGCGGUAUGGUGUCGAGUCCCAAGUCGAAUGUACUCAAACCUAGAAAUAAUUAAGCACAGAGAAACAUCUGGUUAAUCCCUUCUUAUGCUGGUUAUUAAGAUCUU
This is a messenger RNA of Culicoides brevitarsis, 2916 nucleotides long. RefSeq names its product putative leucine-rich repeat-containing protein DDB_G0290503. The record is from RefSeq and is a predicted model, not a curated record. Lineage: Eukaryota; Metazoa; Arthropoda; Insecta; Diptera; Ceratopogonidae. The coding region runs from base 1 to 2865 and encodes 954 amino acids. The transcript has 5 exons.